Dipodomys ordii (Ord's kangaroo rat) is the source of this 3095-nucleotide messenger RNA. RefSeq names its product immunoglobulin mu binding protein 2 (gene Ighmbp2). Gene Ontology annotation, molecular function: ATP hydrolysis activity; RNA binding; 5'-3' DNA helicase activity. The coding region runs from base 1 to 2868 and encodes 955 amino acids. The transcript has 16 exons. NCBI's taxonomy places the organism in Eukaryota, Metazoa, Chordata, Mammalia, Rodentia, Heteromyidae. The record is from RefSeq and is a predicted model, not a curated record.
AUGUCUUGCAGGGCCUGGCAGGAGAACAGCUCUCUGAAGGAGCUCCAGAGCAGGGGCGUGUGUCUGCUAAAGCUGCAGGUGGCCAGCCAGCGCACGGGGCUGUACGGACAGCUUCUGGUCACCUUCGAGCCGGAGCGAGGCGGGUCUGCCGCAGGCCUUCCCAGCAACAGCUUCUCUUCCGGCGAUAUCGUGGGUCUGUAUGGUUCUGGGAACCAGGAUGGUCAGCUUGCCACCGGGGUCGUGACUCGAGUCACCCAGAGGUCAGUCACGGUGGCCUUUGAUGAGUCUCAUGACUUCCAGUUGAACCUGGACCCUGAAGCUUCCUACAGGUUGCUAAAGCUUGCCAACGACGUCACUUACAAGCGACUUAAGAAUGCUCUGCUCUCCCUGAAGAAGUACCACUCCGGGCCUGCGUCCUCGCUCAUAGAGGUCCUGUUCGGUGGAGCUGCUCCCAGUCCUGCUAGUGAAAUACCCCCGCUGACGCUCUACAACCCCGCCCUGGACGCCUCCCAGAAGGAAGCUGUGUCCUUUGCCUUGGCCCAGAAAGAACUCGCCAUCAUCCACGGACCUCCUGGCACUGGGAAAACCACAACCGUGGUGGAAAUAAUCCUCCAAGUGGUGAAGCAGGGGUCAAAGGUACUAUGCUGCGCACCCUCCAACAUCGCCGUGGACAACCUGGUGGAGAGGCUGGCCGGCCGCAGGCUGCGCAUCCUGCGCCUCGGCCACCCCGCCCGCCUGCUGGAGUCCGUGCAGCAGCACUGUCUGGACGCCGUGCUGGCGCGCAGCGACAGCGCCCAGGUUGUCGCCGACAUCAGGAGGGACAUGGACCAGAUCUUCCUGAAAAACAAAAAGGCACAUGAUAAGAGAGAGAAAAGUAAUUUCCGCAAUGAAAUGAAGCUACUAAGAAAAGAGCUGAAGGAAAGGGAAGAAGCGGCCAUGGUGGAAGGCCUCACCGCGGCUGACGUGGUGCUGGCAACCAACACGGGUGCCUCUCCCGACGGCCCCCUGAAGCUGCUGCCCGAGGGCCACUUUGACGUGGUGGUCAUUGACGAGUGUGCCCAGGCCCUGGAGGCCAGCUGCUGGAUCCCUCUGCUGAAGGCCAGGAGGUGCAUCCUGGCCGGAGACCACAGGCAGCUGCCGCCCACCACGGCCUCUCACAAGGCAGCGCUGGCGGGGCUGUCACUCAGCUUGAUGGAGCGCCUGGCCCAGGAGCGCGGCCCGGCUGUGGUGCGGAUGCUCACGGUGCAGUACCGCAUGCACCAGGCCAUCAUGCGCUGGGCCUCCGAGGCCAUGUACCACGGGCAGCUCACAGCCCACUCCUCCGUGGCGGGACAUCUCUUGAGGGACCUCCCCGGCGUGGCUGACACGGAGGAGACCAGCAUCCCGCUGCUGCUCGUGGACACGGCCGGCUGUGGCCUAUUUGAACUGGAGGAAGAUGACAACCAGUCCAGGGGGAACCCAGGCGAAGUCCGCCUCGUCACUUUGCACAUCCAGGCUCUGGUGGCCGCUGGUGUCCAUGCAGGAGACAUUGCUGUCAUCGCGCCCUACAACCUUCAGGUGGAGCUGCUUCGACAGAGCCUGGCGCACCAGCACCCCGAGCUGGAAAUCAAGUCCGUGGACGGCUUCCAGGGCCGAGAGAAGGAGGCUGUGAUCCUCUCCUUCGUCAGGUCCAACCGGAGAGGUGAAGUUGGUUUUCUGGCUGAGGACCGGCGGAUCAAUGUCGCGGUCACCCGUGCACGGCGCCAUGUGGCGAUUGUCUGUGACUCCCGCACUGUAAACAACCACGCUUUUCUAAAGACGCUGGUGGAGUAUUUCACAGAACACGGGGAAGUGCGCACCGCCUUCGAGUACCUGGAGGACAUUGUCCCUGAGAACUAUGCCCACGAGGGCUCCCAGGGUCCCCGCCGAGCCGCUGCCCGGCCCCGGGGCCCUGCGUUCCUCAGCACGCCUGCGAGCGCGCAGCCCCCGCGCGGCCCGGAGGCCAAGGCUGCGCCCCGGGGGGAGCCCAGGAAGCCUCGCAUGAGGCCCCUGCAGCCCUGCAGUGACGGGGGGCGCCCGGGUGGCACGGAGCACCUGCGGGCCAAGAUCACAGAGUUCCUGGACAGCGAGGAGACGCGGUUGCAGUUCCCCACAUCCCUCAACUCCCAUGACAGGCUGCGCGUCCACCAGAUCGCCGAGGAGCUGGGGCUGCGCCACGACAGCGCUGGGGAGGGGGCGGCGCGGUACGUCACCGUGAGCAAGAGGGGCGCCCCAGCCCCCACCCCCACAGACAAGAAGGAGAAGCCAGACAAGAAGGAGAAGCCAGACAAGAAGGAGAAGCCAGACAAGAAGGAGAAGCCAGACAAAGAGCAGCCAGAUAAGAAGAAGCCAGACAAAGAGAGAAGCCAGACAAGAAGGAGAAGCCAGACAAAGAACAAGAAGGAGAAGCCAGACAAGAAGGAGAAGCCCCAGAAGCUGCCUCAGAACAAGAAGAAGAAAAGGGAAGCAAAGGGACCCGCGGCCGCCGUUCUGCCCUCCGAGGAGGAUCUUGACGCCCUGCUGUCGGCCGUGACCAAGGCCGACAAUACCUGCAGCUUCGCCAAGUGCGCGGCCAGCAUCGCGACCCUGGGCCAGCUCUGCCAGCUCUGUGGCCACCGCUACUGCCUCAGCCACCACCUGCCCGAGGUCCACGGCUGCGGUGAGCAGGCCCGCGCACACGCCCGCCAGAAACUCCGCCGGGAGGGGGUCCCCAGUGCAGGCAGCGGGGCCAGGGACAGGCCCCUGGACCCCGCCAGGAGGGCCCAGCUGCAGCGAAGGCUGGACCUGAGGCUGGGCGAGCUCAGCGGCCAGAGGACCAGUAAGAAAAAGGAGAAGGACAGGGGGACGUGAGCCGGCAUGUGCCCUGGAGGGCCGCGGCCCAGGGCAGCGCCUGCAGCCAGCCCCUGGCCCAAAUGUGGGCAGCACAGGCGCUGGGGUCUGGGGCCUGUGGCCAUGGGGGACUGUGUCCUGGUCCUCCCCAGUACUGUCCAAGUUCCCUUGGAGCCACGCCUGACCUCUCACUACCAGAGUGACCGCCCGACGCUGAGGACACAAGAGCAUGAGCACCGGCCCGGGCU